Tupaia belangeri chinensis (Chinese tree shrew) is the source of this 2371-nucleotide messenger RNA. It is a transcript of the gene LMAN2L, whose product is annotated as lectin, mannose binding 2 like. Gene Ontology annotation, cellular component: endoplasmic reticulum membrane; endoplasmic reticulum-Golgi intermediate compartment; COPII-coated ER to Golgi transport vesicle. Gene Ontology annotation, molecular function: D-mannose binding. The transcript has 9 exons. Gene Ontology annotation, biological process: endoplasmic reticulum to Golgi vesicle-mediated transport. The record is from RefSeq and is a predicted model, not a curated record. NCBI's taxonomy places the organism in Eukaryota, Metazoa, Chordata, Mammalia, Scandentia, Tupaiidae. Bases 38 to 1117 code for a protein of 359 amino acids.
AGGGCGGGCUUUAGAUGAAGGGACGGCGGUGGGAAACAUGGCGGCGACUCUGGGACACUCUAGGUGGUGGCAGCGGUGGCGGCGGCGUUUGUCAGCUCGGAAUGGGUCAAAGAUAUUGCUGCUUCUCCUUUUGUUGGGGUCUGGGCAGGGACCUCGGCAAGUCGGGGCGGGUCAAACGUUCGAGUACCUGAAACGGGAGCACUCGCUGUCGAAGCCCUAUCAGGGUGUGGGCACAGGUAGUUCCUCACUGUGGAAUCUGAUGGGCAAUGCCAUGGUGAUGACCCAGUAUAUCCGCCUUACCCCAGACAUGCAGAGUAAACAGGGUGCCUUGUGGAACCGGGUGCCGUGUUUCCUGAGAGACUGGGAGUUGCAGGUGCACUUUAAAAUCCAUGGCCAAGGGAAGAAGAAUCUGCAUGGGGAUGGCUUGGCAAUCUGGUACACAAAGGAUCGGAUGCAACCAGGGCCUGUGUUUGGAAACAUGGACAAAUUUGUGGGGCUGGGAGUAUUUGUAGACACCUACCCCAAUGAGGAGAAGCAGCAAGAGGCCCAGAAGCGGCGGUACUCUCCAGGAGUCCAGAGGGUGUUCCCCUACAUCUCGGCCAUGGUGAACAACGGCUCCCUCAGCUACGAUCAUGAGCGGGAUGGGCGGCCCACAGAGCUGGGAGGCUGCACGGCCAUCGUCCGCAAUCUCCACUACGACACUUUCCUUGUGAUUCGCUACGUCAAGAGGCACCUGACGAUAAUGAUGGACAUCGAUGGCAAGCACGAGUGGAGGGACUGCAUCGAGGUGCCCGGGGUCCGUCUGCCCCGGGGCUACUACUUCGGCACCUCCUCCAUCACUGGGGACCUCUCAGAUAAUCAUGACAUCAUUUCCCUGAAGUUGUUCGAGCUGACGGUAGAGAGAACCCCAGAAGAGGAGAAGCUGCAUCGAGAUGUGUUCUUGCCCUCGGUGGACAACAUGAAGCUGCCCGAGAUGACAGCCCCACUGCCACCACUGAGUGGCCUGGCCCUCUUCCUCAUCGUCUUCUUCUCUCUGGUAUUCUCCGUGUUUGCCAUUGUCAUUGGCAUCAUACUCUACAACAAAUGGCAGGAACAGAGCCGAAAGCGCUUCUACUGAGCCCUCCUGUGGCCACCACCCGUACAACCAUCCCCCGUGACGUCUGGGGCGAGCAGGUGCCAGCCUGAGCACGCAGCUUGGUGGGCCUCCUCCAGCCUCCAGCAGCUGGUCAGGGACAGCGGAGCUUCAAAUGCAGGGACUCCACGUCCCCACGGCCACCCAUGGGACAUUAACUCUGGUCCAGGAGCCGCCCACCCAGGGCGAUGCCUCUGUGUGUGCCUUUUCCUGCACCCCGCACGGGCGUGAAGAGGCAUGCGAGAGCCCUUCUCUGGCAGUGCCAGCCUCAGAGCAAGACUAGCCUGCUGCCUGGUUUGGACUCAGAGGGCCCUCAUUCUUCUUUCUUAAAUCUACAAAGAGUAGAAAACGGAUAAUGCCUCAUACCAUCGGCCAUGCCGUCACUGGCUUUCGCUUUUUACCCGAACCUCUGUCCGCCCACCUGAGGGACUUUGUUUUGAAAUGUGGGUGAAGCCUCUUCUCUGCCUCACCGUCCCCCACCCCUCCAUCACUGUCCUUGCCGCGUGUUGUCUGAGCAGAAAGGACACUGUGUCGCCUGGGCCUGCAGAGCAAACAGGUUCCACUGGCCCUUGCUGGGUGGCCCUAGGGACAGCCCUCCUGCCCUGCACACCACCCCAGGCUCUGUUCGCCACCGUGAGUCUUGGCGUGUCUGUGGCCUUUCUGUCAGGGCCUUCAGGCCCCCAGUCAGGCUUGGCGGAAAAUCAGUGCGCACAUUCAAGAGGGGCUUGGACGACUUCACGAAUUUGCAGGGUUAGCUGCAGCUCCAGGCUGGUCCCCUGAAGCAACCUUUGCCAUGGGGUCUGACAUGGAGAUGUUUUGUGACCUGCUGGACCUGCUUAGGUGCAUGUUUGGUGUUUGUUGUGAUUUUUGGAAUCCCACUUGGAAUGCUGCAAGCAUAAGGAAGCGUUCUUAUAACCUGGGUUUGGAUACUCCCCAAAGAGGAAACCUGUGUCUUUUUCUUAGCAGCAAAGCAAUGGCUGCCGUUGCCAUGUUGCAAGUCUGGGAGCCACAGACCCUCCUCACCUGUGCCUGGAAGAGUUCGUCACCACCGGGCGGCACAGCCUCCGUGCUGUGCUCGUCAGCCCUCACUCCACUGCCUUAUCUGAUGGGUCCCGUGCUGCCCACCGGUCUGCUCUGUGAUUACGCUGGCUGCAGGCUGAGAGUCUCCCUGGACGGCUGGAACUCUGAGCUCUGUAGUGUAAAGGAAAUUCUUAAAAUAGCUGAUGGAACCAAACUUGA